Messenger RNA from Cuculus canorus (common cuckoo), 3010 nucleotides. Its product is annotated as acrosin-like. The transcript is spliced from 2 exons. Gene Ontology annotation, molecular function: serine-type endopeptidase activity. The annotation marks the transcript as partial. Lineage: Eukaryota; Metazoa; Chordata; Aves; Cuculiformes; Cuculidae. The record is from RefSeq and is a predicted model, not a curated record. Gene Ontology annotation, biological process: proteolysis.
UGGAUUGUGAGCGUGCAGAAGGUCUGGGAGACGCACAUCUCACAUGUGUGUGGAGGGUCCCUCAUCCACCCGCAGUGGGUGCUGACCGCAGCCCACUGCUUCAUGCCCCACAAGCUUUCCUCUUUCCAUGGGAAGCAGGAGGCAAGGAGCUGCUGGGUUGCUCCAGCGCGUACCUCUGCUCCCUCUCAGCCCUCUCUCCAUCUGCCUUCCAGGAAUGUCCCAGCGUGGCGCGUGGUGGCCGGUACCACCUCCUUAACUGAUAUGGGCCCAGAAACACAACUGCGCUACAUCAGACACAUCAUCGUUCACCAAGGCUAUGAUAACACCACUCAGGCGAAUGACAUCUCCUUGAUGGAACUCUACGAGCCUCUCCAGUGCAGCCCCUACGUGCAGCUCACCUGUGUGCCCGACUUUUCACUGCGACUCUGGGAGCUGAGAAACUGUUCUGUUAGCAGCGGGGGCGUCACCACGGCCACAUGUGAGUUCCCCAAAAGUAUUUCUAUCCUGGGUGCAAGCUGGGAACCCUGGGCAGGUGGGCUGGGCGUCCGAACACUUUGAGCUCAGUUUCUUGAACGUGUUUUUCAUGAUCGUUAUCAAGUUAAACUGCAAAUUGUCCUGCUAUUGUUCCAUGCCUCCUUAGGAGCUCAAGACAUCUACUCAGGCUCGAAUCAUCCCUGCAGGCCUUCUUCCCUGUCAUCUGUAACGCUAUUUUGCAGGUCGUGCACCAACAGGCAUUACACGGCAUUUUCUGGCAUGAAUUCAAUUUACCCCCUUCACACAUUCAAUCCUUUGCUCUUCUAUGAGUCUUUGUUCCAGAAAUAAAGCUCCUGGUUUUCACAUCAAACUCUUCUUCAGUCCCUUUUUCUCCAUUCACCUUCCAGGAAUGUCCCAGCGUGGCAUGUGGUGGCCGGUAUCAACAACUUGGCUCAGGAGGGCCCUGAGGUCCAAGUGGGCUAUGUGAAGCGGAUCCUGGAUCACAAAGGCUAUAACAACAUCACCAUGGCAAAUGACAUCUCCUUGAUGGAACUCCACGAGCCUCUCCAGUGCAGCCCCUACGUGCAGCGCGCCUGCGUGCCCGAUUUCUCCCUGCGACUCUGGGAGCUGUGAAACUGCUAUGUUCUCCCAUCUGGCUGGGGGGAUACCACGGCCAGAUGGGAGUUCUUUAAAUGUGUUUUAUUGUCCUGGAGCAAGCUGGGAACACUGGGGAGAGGGGCUGGGGGUCCUGACAGCAAGAGGGAGAGCCAACAUCAGCCUGGGAGGACGUCUGCCUCUGGGGAGAUGGCAAUAAGCUGUGAACCAAAGCAGGGUGGAAGGGAAACACCAUGCUGCCUCUAUGGAUACAAAGCCAAGCACCAGGGAAGGGAGGAUGGGGACAGGAAGCAACUGCCGGGUACUCAUUCCUGUCUUGCCCACAGCUCCUGGAACACCCCCUGUGCUGCAGGAGGCCCAAGUCCUCCUCAUCGACACCCAAGUCUGCAACAGCAGCGGGUGGUACCGCAGGGGCAUCCACUCCCAAAACCUUUGUGUGGGAUAUCCACAGGGCGGCAUCGACACCUGCCAGGUAGGAACACGAUCCCAGUCCUGCCCCAGCAGCACCGCUGCCUGCCUCGCUCAGCAAGUCUUCCUCCCACCACUGGCUCCCCAACGCUCCUGAGCUCACCUCCCGUUCUCCAACUGCUCAGCGUCCAGCCCGUCCCACAGCCCUGUGACUCUGCCAAUGAAGCCCAUUCCACGUUCUCCACAGCCCGUAGGUCCAGGCACCAAGCCCGGAACAUCCCUCUGCCCCACAGCCAGGGUCCCUGCACAGAGAAAAGAGAGAGCCCUGCCUUAUAGUCCCACAGCCACCUCCCCAACCACGUUCUGUCGGCUCCAGCACCGGAGCAGAGCCUUUCUGUGCAGGGAACACAGCUCUGGCAGCUGCCGGGAGAGAGCAGGAGCCAGCCCUGGCGCUGACAGAGCCCCCAGCACCCCCUGAAUCAUCUCUUCUUCUGUGGAGGAGGAGAGCGGGGGUCCUCUGGCCUGCCAAGAUCUCCAUGCCGACCACUUCUGGCUGGUGGGAGUGACCAGCUGGGGGAAAGGCUGUGCCAGAGCCCGUCGGCCGGGGUUCUAACGCCUCUACUCAAUACUUCCACCAGUGGGUCCAGACCCAGAUGGCGACGCCGUCAUCGGAAGUAGCAGCUGCAGGUCUUGCAUGGUGGCAAGGGCUGAGGAGCAGGGGGAAGGGGAUGCAGGGCAGGCUGCAUGGUGCCACCACCAUGUCCUGCUGGGGCCAUGCCUGCUGCUCCGAAGGCAGCCUCAGCUUCCCAGACCUGGUUGGUCCUGCCCACGCUCCUCAGACCACCCACCAAUACAUUUGUUUGUUUGCAAUGUGCUUGGAUUCCAUUUGAUUGUAUUCUAUGAUUGUAUUCAGUCAUGGUUCUGUUCUAUUCCAUUCUGUUUCUAUUUCCGUUCAAUUCUUUGCUGUCCUAUGAAUCUGUUUGUCUCUGUUCUGGAAAUAAAGCUCAGGUUUUCGUACCAAACUCUUCUUCAGUCCCUUUCUGUCUCCGGGGCAAGGCAAGGUCUCCAUGUCUUCUGGUCCUGCGCAAUGAUGCUGCAGGCAGAGAGGAGGACACAAAGGGAAACAAUGGCUCCAAAGGAUGAACCUGUGCCUGCUCCAAGAGCAGACAGAGUGCAGUGGAAGAAGGGAACACUGGACACAGGGGCUGGAGGUCUGUGGAGACUCAUGGAAUCAUAGAAGGGUUUGUUUUGGAAGGGACCUCAAAGACCAUCCCGUUCAGGUUAAACAUUCUUCCUAAGAUCUCAUCACAACUUCCCCUCUUGCAGCUUAAAACUCUUUUGCCUCAUCCUAUCCCCAUCCUCCCUGGCCAAGAGCCCCUCCCCAGCUUUCCUGGAGCCCCUUUCAGUACCUCAAGUCCCCAAAAGGGGUCUUGUGGCACCAAAGAUGGGAUUUCUGGACCCCAAAAUCUGUCUUCUGGCCUCAAAAAUGGCACUUCUGGCCCUAAAAGUUAGU